AUGCCGAGGACAGCGGCGUUGUCGCGGCGCCGUGGAGGCUUCACUUCGAAUGCUCAGAGGAUGAUAGCCGUGUGCGUGGUUGGAGCAUUGUUGCUGUCCAGCGGGAGUGCCUUCGCAAAUUCGGUGCAAGGAGGGUUGUUGCGUCGGAGCUUGAACGCCGUCGUCGAUGAAGCCAUCACCGGAACAGUGACCAGAUGCACGGGUAAAGCCGCCCAAGUCAGCGUGGAGGAGCCAGCUCCUAUCCCAGUGACCGUGUCAGAAAACCAGCUCUCUACAACCCUGGUGUGUGUCGACACUGAGGUGAAAGAAGUACCGACUAACCUGACCAAGGUUUGCGUCACAAAAAAGGGGGCGACUGUAAAGUCGUGCGCCUCACAGCAGAGUGACACGAUCACGAUGAAGGCGCUUCUCGGGGAAAGCAGCAGUGCCACAUGGGCGCCAAAGACUGCAUCCAAUGCACCGGAGAAAACUUGGUCUCUGCAGCUGACAGCCGCAGACCUCCCCCUCACCGACAAAACCUUCUUCGUUGGUUGCCAGAAAUCUGCGGAUCAGGAAGCGACAUGCAAGGUCGACGUUACAAUAAAGGCCAGGACCUCUAAAGUUGACGGCAACGUUGUGACAUGCGCAUAUGGCUCGGACAGCAACCUCAAACCCCUAGAGGCAGAAAUGACACAGGAGCAGAACACCCUGACAGUUGCGUGCGGCAAAGAUGGUACUAUCACACCGAAGGCGUACGACGCCUACUACUGCGAGGACGCUACUUUGAAACCGUGUGCGAAGAGCUACAAGGAUAUUCUGCCUGCGUUUCAAGAGACGUGGUGGAAGCAGGAAGGCGGGGAGAACGCACCCUUGAAGCUGACGAUCCCGAAGGAAGGUUUUCCGGCGGAGGACAAGACGUUUUACGUUGGCUGCUCUCCGACGUCGACUACCGACCCGGAGAAAGUUUCUCGCGGUGGCGAAGGGGAGACUGAUGCGACCCCUGCAAUUAAGGGUCCCACGGCGUGCAAGGUGAUGGUGACCGUGAAGGCGGGUUCUGCUUCGCUUGCAGCUUCGGCUACGGAAACGGAAAUGAUUUCCGUUGUAUUUGGAAUUGCCGCUCUGACUGGCUUUUUCGUUGGCUCUGCUUGA
Molecule: messenger RNA, 1128 nt
Organism: Besnoitia besnoiti
Lineage: Eukaryota; Apicomplexa; Conoidasida; Eucoccidiorida; Sarcocystidae
Product: SAG-related sequence
Exons: 1
Coding region: 1-1128 (375 amino acids)
Cellular component (GO): membrane
Source: RefSeq, a predicted model, not a curated record